Messenger RNA from Leptopilina boulardi, 3609 nucleotides. RefSeq lists its product as uncharacterized. Gene Ontology annotation, biological process: superoxide metabolic process. The record is from RefSeq and is a predicted model, not a curated record. Gene Ontology annotation, molecular function: metal ion binding. Bases 161 to 3568 code for a protein of 1135 amino acids. The transcript has 19 exons. NCBI's taxonomy places the organism in Eukaryota, Metazoa, Arthropoda, Insecta, Hymenoptera, Figitidae.
UUCUUCUUACCUUGAUUCACAGAAGUCUAUAGUAUCAUUCGGUAUGGAUUUUGGUGUAGGCUGAUUUUUAAGUUAAAAAAGUUCCAAAAAAGAAAUUUUAUUUCUAUAAAAAAUAAAAAAAAAAUGCUGUGAUAUUUCUGGUCCAAUAAAAAUUUACAAUAUGUAUUUUAUAUUGAUAUUAACAAUAUGUGCCGCAACCGGAGAUGCAUUACGGUUAGCGGCAUACAUUUCUUCAGGGGGUCUUCAUGGGGAAAUUCAUUUUCAACCGGGAAAUGUUGAAAAUGUGAAAAUUCGUUUUUCUCUUAAAACAACACUUCAAUAUCCAGAUCAGUUGUGGGAAUGGUAUAUCACUGAAUUUCCGGUCGAUUAUACCGGUACCAAUGAUCGUUGUGGUGAACAAAAUCUAGGAAAAAGUGUAAUAGACUUAACUGAAUUAUUGGGUCCAUUACAAAUGCCUGGUAAUGAAACAAAUUCAAUUGAAGUACCUGGACUUAGUUUCACUGGAGAAAAAGGACUUUGGGGUAAAGGUUUAAUUCUAAAAGAAGCCUAUAGUCCUCGAAUUAUUUGCGCUUCUAUAACGGUAAUGAAUAAAAAUUCAGAAAAAGUUGCUGAGGCACGUUUUCAUGGACCCAUUGCUGGAUCUAUAUGGUUUCGUUGGUUGGGUGGACAGACUGGUGAAAAUUUAACUGAAACAAUAAUUAAUACAAAUUUACAUCGCGUUGAUCAAUUAACAUCAACUGCACUCGAUUUUACGGAACAUCAUUGGAAAAUUUAUGUCACAGAUAUUUUUGAACCUGGCAGUAAAGAUAAAAGUAAUUGCAAUAUUCUUCAAACAAUUUUUGAUCCAGACAACAUAGGAGUGAAUAAAUCAAUUGGCGAUAUUGAUGUACGAUUGGGAAAAAUUAAAAUUGCUAAAGAUAUUUUUAAACGAAAGAAAACUUUUUACAGAGAUUCAAAACUCGAUCUGCUACCAAAUUAUUUUAUAGGAUCACAUCGAUUAUUAUAUUUGGUCAUUUUUCAAUCGACACACAGUGAUUCUUUUUUAGCUUGUGCCAAAAUUCAAUAUCGCAAACCAAUUGUGGCCAAGGCAAUUAUCAACUCACAAGGUAUUAAAGGAGAGGUUACAUUCAAGCAAGAUUCUCCAUUUGUACCAACUUGGUUGAAUAUCUCAUUGAAUCCAAUAAAUGAUUUGGAAACAAGAUUGAGAUACGAGACGAAAAUUGCAGCUUAUAAAAUUCAUGAAUUACCUGAAGAACCUGCAAAAUUUUUAGAACAAGUUGGUGAAUCUUGUACAACCACUAAGAAAAUGUAUGAUCCAAUGAAUAUUGACAAAAACGCUGUUCCACCACCUGGUUUUGGGACUCAAGAUCAAUACUGCAUUGGUGAUUUAUCAGGCAAACUUCAAGGUAGAAAAGAAGGAUCAAUGCAUUUUGACAUUCUUGAGGGAAGUGCCAAAUUAAGCGGACUUUAUUGGGAUACUAAUCUUCCUCUUUCUGGAUCACAUAGUGUUAUACAUCGAUCACUUGUUCUUCAUAAAUACAAUGAGACUGACAAUAAAAGUAUAAUUCCUUGGAUCUGUUCGACUAUUCUUCUUCAAUCAUUGAAAAAUUCUGGUCCACUCUCAUUGACAACAGCUCAAGUGAUAUUUCGAUAUCCCUUAGUUGGGAGAAUCAUUUUUCGUCAACCAACUGAUGAACCCGAAAUGGAUACUACAAUUUUGAUAGAAAAUCUAGUUCACGCUGAUGGUACAUCUUUGAAUAAUUCCGCUGAUCACAGAUGGAUGAUUCAUGAUUUACCACCAGGUAAAGAUUAUUACAAUUGGACAGGUAGAUGUCUUAGUGUUGGUGCACCCUUCAAUCCACAUAAGAUAGAAUGGGGUUUGAAUCAACCAAAUCAAUGUUCCGCUAGUGAGAUAACUCUUUGUAAAUUAGGAGAUUUAACAAGACACGGAAACUUGGACAUUGCAGGAAGAAAGAGUGUCGCAUCUCAAUUAACAAGAAAAUUAUUUACUGAUAGUGCUAUUUAUUUAUCAGGACCAAAUAGUAUUAUAGGAAAAAGUUUAGUUAUUUAUGAUGAUCAUGGACCAAAGGCAAGAGGAGAAAGACUUGCUUGUUCGAUAAUCAGUAGAGUAUAUAGAAGAAAAGCUGUGGUUAAAAAUUGGUUUAGUAAUAGUGAGCCUAAGACUGCAGGAGGAAAAUUAGAAUUUAUACAACAAAAUGAAUAUGAUUUAACGGACGUUGAAGUAAAUUUAGAAGGUUUAUCAAAAAUAAUGAGUGGAUAUCAUAUUCAUAUGACGCCUAUUGAAAUGGAUUUGGAAUUUCCCUGUGAAGAGUCAUCCCUUUACGGUCACUGGAAUCCUUUAAAAGUCGAUCCUAAAAAUAUACCUCUCUCGGAAACUGGUACAACUGAUCAUUAUGAAAUGGGAGAUUUAAGUGGAAAAUUCGGCACUUUAGAUAAUAGAAAUAAAUACAUUACUACUUAUAAUGAUACAAUGUUACCAUUAUUUGGUCCAAGAAAUAUUUUAGGUCGGAGUGUAGUAAUUCACAAAAAGGAGAAAAAUUUGAGAUGGUCUUGUGCUACAAUUGAAAGAGGAUAUGCUCCUUCGGAAGCACGAGAAUUGAGAGCUAUUGCAUCUUUUCAUCAUCCACAAGGUUUCGCAUAUGGUUAUAUAAGAAUGACUCAACUUAUAUACAGAGAUAAUAGUCAAAGUGAAACGACUAUUGAAGUUAAAUUAAGACAUCCUGGUGAGAAUGAUCGAAAUAUUACAAGAAAUCAUAAUUGGGCAAUUUAUGUGAAUCCCGUUGGAGUUGAUGCAUCUGUGAAAAUAAAAGACACUAGAUGUGUGGCCGCUGGUUACAUAUGGAAUCCAUAUUUUACUCAACUAGCAGAUCCAUUAAAUGAAGAUUUAUAUAGACAAGAAUGCGGUGCCGAUCUACCAUUGAGAUGUUAUGUAGGAGAUAUUUCCGCUCGUUUGGGACCAAUUGAUAUAGGACUUGAAAGGCGUGUUUUCACUGAUUCAAACUUUCCUUUAGAAGGCACUGUUUCAGCUAUGGGAAAGUCGAUUGUUAUUAUGGAAAAAGAUUUUGGAAGCACUCGUUUUGCAUGUGCAAAUAUUGAACCAGAUCAUGACAUUGUCAAAUAUAUUAAUAUAAAGAGACCACCACGUUUUGUUGUAGCUCAAUUUUUGGAAACUGUGAGAGAAGUGAUGGGAGUUCCUGACUGGAUGCUUUCUGUCGAUAGUAGAAAAACAAAAAUACUCCACAAUGGAGGAUGUAUACAAUUUUUAUUACACUUUAGAGGCCCUAUUGCAAAUAAAUUAGAUCAAGACUUUGGUAAAUUAAUAUCAACUGGCAAAUUGGAAACUGCUAGUUUGUACAUUCCAGGAUAUGUGCCGAAAAAGAGAAAGGGUUCUUUUGGUUAUAAACAGUGUGGAUUUCGUGAUCCUAAUGAAAAAAAAAAUACCAAUUAUUUCUUCCAAAGUGAUGCUUCUACGGUACGAUCGCGCUUAGUUAUAAUUUUUAUUAGUUCGUUACUAACGUGCGUACAGUUUAAAACAAUUAUCUUAUAACAGUUUCAUAUUUUUAUAAAUAUACAUUUUUACAUUACUAA